Molecule: messenger RNA, 1945 nt
Organism: Aspergillus sclerotioniger CBS 115572
Lineage: Eukaryota; Fungi; Ascomycota; Eurotiomycetes; Eurotiales; Aspergillaceae
Product: FAD-binding oxidoreductase
Exons: 2
Coding region: 398-1774 (458 amino acids)
Molecular function (GO): oxidoreductase activity; FAD binding
Source: RefSeq, a predicted model, not a curated record
UCAGGAUCAUUUGGUAUAUGCCGUCACCAUAUUUCAAGCCAAGAGCCAUCGAGGCACAAUGAGACCGACGAGCGUCGAUGGGGUAUCCGAGUCCUCAGUUUGUACCCGUCCAAGGUCAGAGUCACGAUCCCAUCCAGCAUCACCAACUGAACCGCUUAUUUUCCUCCACCCAUCCGAAGCCGUGAAAGGCCAGAAACCCGUCGAUCCCCGAUGUGAUGUGCGGGGUAGAAUGUGGCCCGCAGUGGUUCCGAGACGUCGAUAAUGCAGGAACUGGGCGCCUUUAGCCUUCGCACUGGCGUGGAUCCCCGGCGGCAUAACCUUAAAUGCUUUGCCGCCCGCGGAGAGCAGCAGUUUUGCCCAUCUUCCCUCGAAUAUCUUGAAUUACUCAACACUCAAAAUGCAUAUUAUCUGGCGCGAUUCCGCUGAACCAGCUGCCUAUGAAGAGGCGCGCGUAGGCCGAGUCUUCAACCAUCGACGUCCCCAAAGAUUCCCGUUGGCAGUCGUCAAAGCGACGAGCCAGAACGACAUCAUUGCAGCCGUGAAGCUAGCCGCAGAGAAGAAAUGUCGUGUCGCUGUGCGCUCUGGGGGUCAUUCAUGGGCGGCCUGGAGUGUACGCGACGACUCCAUCCUGAUCGACCUGGGAAACUACAAGCACCUGGAGGUGGAUGUCGAGAGUCAAAUCGCGAGAGCCACCCCAAGUCUGACGGGAAAGGAACUGAACGGUAAUCUGAUCAAAGAGUACGGCCUGAUGUUCCCUGGAGGUCAUUGCCCGGACGUGGGUCUAGGUGGCUUUCUACUGCAAGGGGGGAUGGGAUGGAAUUGUCGGAAUUGGGGCUGGGCCUGCGAAAGAGUCCAAGCGGUCGACGUGGUGACAGCCACGGGCGAGCUGCUCCACUGCAAUGCGACCCAAAAUCGGGAGCUCUACUGGGCCGCCAGGGGAGCUGGUCCUGGCUUCCCCGGCGUGGUAACGCAGUAUCACUUGGAGCUGAUCCCUCAUCCCAAGGACGGCUUCCGCUCAUCCGGAUAUGUGUACCCCAUCCGUCUCUACCGCCAGGCUUUUGAUUGGAUUCUAUCCAUCACCCCCGGCUUUGAUGAGGACACCGAGAUCGCCGUUGUGGCUUGCUAUCCAGAGGGGAUCGACGAACUUUGCUUGUUCAUUCUAUUUGUCACCAUGAAGUCCUCCUCAGAUGACGCUGAAAAAGCUUUGCGUCCAGCAGAAGAGAGUCGACCGGCCGGGGCGAUCCAGGAAUGGUUCUGCCAGGUGGACAGUCUGGAAAGUCAAUACGCGCAGCAAGCCAAGGCAAACCCGGAAGGACACCGAUACUGCGCCGAGAACGCCUACAUCCGCAAUGACGCCGACGUACCCGCCGUACUAGAAGAAGCGUUCACGACACUCCCAGACAAGAAGGCGUUUGCGCUCUGGUAUGCAAUGUACCCCUGCAGCCGUCGAAAGCUUCCCGAUAUGGCGCUGAGUAUGCAGUCGGACCAUUACUUCGCGCUGUACACUGUUUGGGAGGAGGAGAAGGAUGAUGCCAGGUGCCAGUCGUGGGUGGCUAAUAUUAUGAAGAAAGUGGAACGACACGGGGUAGGCUCCUAUCUAGGAGAUGCGGACUUUCAGGUGCGGAAGACGAGGUUCUGGGCGGAUCCCAAUGCCCGACGGCUGAUGGACAUCCGCCGCAAGUGGGAUCCCCAGGGACGUAUCUGUGGCUAUCUGGAUAAGGGGGACCAGUCCGGUACGAGGGGGCUCGACAACGCACACGACAUGAAGCUGUGAGCAAUCACCGUCUGUGGCUGGCUUAGUGUGUGCUUUCCAUUGGCUGGUUUGUCUAGCGAAUAAAUACUCUGCAGGCGGAUUUCUUGGUUUGGUCUUGCGAUAGAACUAUCUAGUCCUUAGUGUUAUGAUCGACUCGAGGCAAGGGAGCUGUUGUACACGAUUCGGAGAGUU